Molecule: messenger RNA, 9551 nt
Organism: Paramuricea clavata
Lineage: Eukaryota; Metazoa; Cnidaria; Anthozoa; Malacalcyonacea; Plexauridae
Source: the annotation of a GenBank genome assembly
CAACAAAACGGCACACUUAGAAUUCCGAAAUAGCAGAAGGAUUCUUCAGAAAACCUGAUUGUUUUGUCGAAUUUUGUGAAGCUCGCCACAGGUUCCAGUGUAGCUGUUUUCCGUGACGUGUUAAGUAAGUGAAAAUUACUUGAAAAUCGCACAAAGCUUACUACAAUCUUUCAGAGUAUAUUAUUUAUUUAGUGUCUUGAUGCCACGUAUUGCGCAAAUGUAUUACUAUAUAAUAUCAGCAUGACACUUUAGAAAACUUUCAUAUGAGAACGUACGAACAAAGCCGAAGUCAUGUGUAAAUUUGCCAAUUUCAUACGGUGAAUGGUGAUGGAGAUGUGCGCAGAUUUGUGCGGCUUUUCGCCCCCUCCUCCCCCAUGCGAAUGUGAAAGGUAAUGAUGCAACUUCAGUAUCACAAUUCCACAUUUGUUCCGCGUCUGAAAUAUAUAAUACUUAUAUAAUCAACAUAAAUACCAGUUUCGGUAUAUAUGCUGAUACAUACAUAACUGAAAAUCGCAAGAAAUAAGGAACGAGCUAUUAUUGCAUAGCCCAUUACUUUCAGAAAUUGUCAGGACGUCUAUAUUUUGCAACUAGAGUCAUAAUUGCAUGCAUGCUUUGUCUUGCAUAUAUACUAAUAGCCAUCAUAUAAGUAAAAAUAUCUUGAUGAUUAAAUGAAAAGAACGAAGAAUUUAUUUUGCAAAGACUAUUUAUAAAAUUAGCUCUAAAAUUGGUGAGCUUUGUAUUGGUGCAGAAAGGCAUAAUCAGAAAAAUGGCGUUCGUCUCCAAUCUCAUUUAGAUCAGAAUGUUUACAUACUCUAUAUCAACCAUAUGAAACAUUAUCGAUCAGUUUCAACCGGUAAUCUAUGAGCUGGUAUUCUUAACUUUGUAACAGCCUUUGACGAUAUUUGGAAUUGUGGAUUAAAGAUAUAUAGAUAUUCCUAAAUAUGCCUUAGCGGUGCAAAGCCGAGGGAGCUCUGUAGACUGUAGUUAUAUUCGCCAUCGAUCAGUCUCUUUGUAUUGCUAUAAAUAUUUACAGUUUGUUCGGCAAUUUUGCAAGGAGCAAUUUUAAAAACUCACCCAUACUCGAUUGCUUGAAGCCCGAUAUCAUCUUGUGUAUUCUGACAUAGAUUAGAUCCAUUAGAUUCGAUCCUCUUGCAAACUUUUUAUGUGGGCUAAAUUAAUACAACCGCCUACGAAAGACGAGACGACCAUGCAGGGUGUCCCAAAAAACGAAAACCCGAUUGAAAUAACGCAUUGUUAAAAUUUGAUUGCCCUAGCACUCUCUUGAACCCACAAGUGCAUAAAAGCUUAUACAUAAGUAAAUUGUAUGCAUAAGAAACGGUUUAAGAAGCUGCUUUAAAUUCCCAAGAGCAGAAAAUCGUGCGCUUUACAAAGAUAUGUUAAUUUCUUAAUAAGUCAAACAUGUAUAUCAUGUUUCGCUCGCUACUAUGAUUGAUAUACCUGGUUGCAGUGAACGAACAGACUUCAAAAAGUCAAUAUAAUUUAAAUUAAUAUAUGCACCCUUGUCAAUAUUUUACGAAUCAUUGCGUUCAACUUAGUGCUAGGGCAUUCAAAUUUUAACAAUACGUUAUUUCAAUGGUUUUGCGGGGUUUUUUGCGACACCCUAUGUAAACAGAAGUGUUUGCUAUGUGUUUUUGUCUGCAGAGUUUAUGUUAAUUUGUGCACGGUCAUGCCAUGAUUGAGCUCAGGGUGCUCAUAAGAUACCAAAAUAAAGUAUGCUCAUAACUUAUUAUUAAGCACGCUCAUAUAUGUCCGAUUCUCCAAGUCCAGCAUUCUCAUGAUUAUACAACAUAUACAUGGUUACAUGUACAUGGUUAUAACUUAUAAGCUCAGCUGUGAAUAUAGAAUAAAAGCACGUAUCUUUCUCAUGUGGUACGUCCUAUUGCCGCCAUUUUCAAAUUUAUAGAGAAAAGUAAAUGUUAGCUUAGCACUCUACUUUAUGUUUGCGACAAACAUAUAGAGCUGAGCUAACUUCCACGCGUGAUGAUUACUGACUCAGUCAAAUCAUAGUUAUUUUAAUAGAUGGUUUGGAGACUCGAUGAAAGUACAAUAUAACUCAUUAACUAUGUUAUUGUCCAGCUUUAUGCAAGAAUUUGGUCCUAUCUCGUCACGUGUGUAUUGUAUUUUCGCUCAAAUAACCAAUAACAAGUUUGUGGUUGAGUUAUCCAUCCGUAACUUGAACAAAUGCUCAAUUUAAACAUUGCUAUUGGUUGUGCGGGAAAAAUACAAUACACACGUGACGAGAUAGGCCCAAAUCUUGCAUAAACCGAAACCAACAUAGUUAAUGAGUUAUAUUGUACUUUCAUCGAGUCUCCAAACCAUGCAUUCUAUUAGCUGUGGUCAAAUGCAUGCUCUCGUGUGCGGCAGGCUUGACUAAUGUGUUUUCAAAAAAGAGCUUAGUACACAAACAUCAAAUAAGACUAUCCAAACACAAUUUCUUACCAACAAAGCCUAAACGAAUUUCCUCGAGAAAGUCAAUUAGUUACAGAGGUCUGGGAGUGAUAUUUCAAAUCCGACUGUGAGGACCGGACUAGAUUUCAAGUCCGCGCAAGGAUCACGUCCGAGACAAAGCCGAGGACUGGAUCAAAAUGCGAGGAAUUGACAUCUAGGCAAUUGCUAGAUAGUAUACUUCAAAAUAAGAUUUCUGUUUUUAUUCUAUUUUUAAAAUAAGUUAGGGUUAGGUUAGGGUUUAGGUUAGGGUUAGGUUGGGGUUAGGGUUAGGUUUAGUAUUAGGGUUAGGGUUUAGUUUUGCGUUAGGAUAGUUUUUUCUACGUUAUAAAAACGGAAACCUUGACAUCUAGUCCAGUCCAAAUUGGAGUAUUUGAAAUGACAUCUCAUACGAAUAAAUCACUACUUAUUAAUUAAUUUUGAUCGAGUCCAAGGACUGAAUUAAUUUUGAUCCAGUCCUAGGAUUGAUCAAUAUACUACAUCAGGUAUCCAGUAUUAUCAUGUGAUCAAAAUGAAGCGAUAUGGUUGGCUAAUUCAAUCAUAAAUUAUUAAUGAGUUUGAGGUGCUACCUUAAGAGCGCAACGACAGGUUUUCUCUCAUGUGAGCAAAAUAAAGGGAUAUGGUUGGCUAAUUUACUCAUGAAUUAUUAAUGAAUUUGAGAUUAAUCUAUCCAACCGCGAAACCAAAAACUCGGCAACUAUAAAAUUUUUAGGAAGAGAAUUAAGAACAUAUAUAAUAUUUAAGUUGCGAAUAUUGUCAUAUAUAAUUGUAAAAGAAAGAUUUGGUUUUAAUCACAAAACAUAUUUCUACUUUCAGCUCUCAAAUCGGUCAAUUGUAUAGAACACACGAGCAUUAAAAAUGGAGGGAAGUGACAAGAAGAAAGAAAUAGAAGCGUACCUUAACUCCGGACGCUCCUAUAAAGAUAACUGUCAGUUUCAAAGGGCGAUUGAAAAUCUUCAAGAAGCUUUCAAAUUGGCUGAGGAACUAAAAGACGAAAGGAAGGUAAACGAAGUAAAUCUCGAGUUAGGAGAUGCUUAUGGCUUCAACUCUCAGAUUGAACCGGCAAUUGAAUACUUCGAGAAAGCCUUGCAAAAUGCAAGAAAACGAGCAGAUAAGCAACAGGAGACGGACGCAUUACUUGGGUUAGGACUUGUAAAAUAUGAUAUGAACAAUCAGAUUGAAACUGCAAUUGAGCACUUUCAGAAAGCUUUGGUAAUUGCAAGAGAGCAACCAGAAGAUAGACAGCGAGAAACAAGGGCGUGCAUUGGGUUAGGAGAUACUUACAGACUGAACAAUCAGAUUCAUAAAGCGAUUCAACACUACGAGAUAGCCUUAAAGAUUGCAAACGACCGAGGAGAUAAACAGCAGGAAAUUAACGCGUACAUUGCGUUGGGAAAUGCUACUUAUAGAUUGAAAAAUCAGGUUCAAAGGGCAAUUGAAUACUUUAAGAAAGCCUUGGAAAUUGCAAAAGAACGAAAAGAUAAGCAUGGAGAAAGACGAGCGUACCUUGGGUUGGGAAAUGCUCAUAUAUUGAACAGUCAGAUUCAAACGGCAAUUCAAUAUUAUGAACAAGCCUUGAAAAGUGCAAAAGUACAAGGAGAUAAGCAGGGAGAAUCAGAGGCAUUACUCAGGUUAGGAAGUGCUUAUGAAACGAACAGUGAGAAUCAAACGGCAAUUCGACAUUAUGAAGAAGCCUUGGAAAUUGCAAACGAACGAAGAUAUAAACUUCUCAAGGAUUUGGCAAGAAAGGCCAUUGAACAACUGUCAAGAAUCACAGGUAAGCUUAGGUGAACACCCUUUCACUUUGAGUAUCAGGUUGUUAAGGUUGUAGUCAUUGAUAUGCGUUAGGACCACUGUUCUGAUAGAUCAUGCAGGGAUUAAACUCGUAUCUAUCAGGGCGGUGCAGCAAGCGCGCGAAAUGCGGAAGUAGCCUGGGGCGUGCACUUUUUGGUUCACCGAAAAGAAAGCAAAUUUUGAUAAAUGUCUAGUUCUUGUGCAACUUUUUAAUAUCAACCUUUUUGCGUGAAUACGAACCAACUCGAUAUUUAUUUACAAUAUAUCACUCUUAGUUUUGAAUUAUUUUGAUUUGGCAAAAAUGAAGCUGUCAAAGAGGAUUCACUAUUGAUAAUGCGCGUGUAUUUUAUUUUAUUAUAUAGUAGAGAGUGAGAUACUGAAAAAUACACAGUGACAUAUUUUCCAUAUCUUCACUAGUUUAAGAUAUUGAUCACAUGACUUUUGGUAUUAAUACAAUUUUUUGCUUGGGACUAUAUAAUAAACAGAACAUUACACGGUGGCUUAAAGAUAUUACCUUUAUCUUCUCGUGUUAAAAACAAUAUUAGAUAGCUUAAGAUCUACGACGUCGACGUCAGCUAGGACGUCAGGGCUAUGCAGGGGACUGGGACUAGGAUGUCGUCCUAAUGUAGUCCCAGUCCUCUGCUUAGCCCUGACGUCCUAGCUGACGUCGACGUCGUAGAUCUUAAGCUAUCUAUUUUACCACUCGAAGAUAAAAGUCAUAUCUUCGCGCCGCCGUGUAAUAUCCUCUGUAUCACACGAUCGCAUGUUUCUUUUGACACACACACAGUGGCAUAGCCAGUCUGAUGAUUCAGUCCGGCUACGCAAAUAUUGCCAAGUUUUUAGACUAUCAACACAAUCAAUUUCUAAAGAAAUAAAUAUAAAUGAUCAGUUGAAGUUUGCAUAGCGGUACCAAAUCGUCGGGCUGGUUACGCCACUGCACACACAUGAUCCAGGAUUAAGCUGGAUAUUUUAGAUGACUAAAGAAGGUUGCCUUUUGAUUCAUUUAUACUUAAAACCAGAAAAGGGAACCAGAAAACAUGUCUGAUGUUAAAAGUGUUUGCCGUGAACGAAUGAACUUUAAACCUUAAAUAUGUUUUCAUAUAUUGUACGUGUCCAUUGACAGCUGCAUUUGAGAGUGUGAUAAACUGUAUUUUUAAUAUGCUUGUGUGGUGUUACUCUGAGUGUAUCCACACCGGGCAGGCUUGAAAAAUAUGCCUGGCCACAUGACCAGGCAUAUUUUUCAAGCCUGCCCGGUGUGGAUAUACACUCAGAGUAACACCACACAAGCAUCUUAUUCACCUGAGUACAUUACACCAACACAGCAAAUUUUAUAUUGUUAAUCUUUAGAUUUAGAUACACAUCAUGAUAACAGCAAAGAUCUUCAAACAUCCAAUACAUCAGAUAGCGCUCAAAUGCACGACACUGCUGAUAAUGAAGAGCAAGAAGACAUCGAAAGUGAAAAUACCAGUGAAGAAACAAGAAUUUCAGCAGAGCAGUUAUUGAUCCAGGGACGUUCUUACCAAAAAGAAGGCAAAACCGAAGAGGCCACGAGUAGCUACGAAGAAGCAUUUAAAAUUGCGGAUGAAACAGAUCGUGAUGACAUGAAAGCGAAAGCUUAUCAACAUUUAGGAAACCUAUUUACUGAAAUUUUCGAAUAUAAGAAAGCGAUUGAGUAUUAUCGGAAAGCACGUGAAAUAUAUCCAGAGCUCGAGGAGGAUGAGUUGGAAGUAGAAGCACAUCAAUGGUUGGGUGACAACUACCUGCAAGCUGGUCUGUACAAAGAAUCCAUUGAGUAUUACAAGGAAGCCGCAAGACAUGCCUCGCAGCUGGAGGACAAGAAUCAGAAAAUUAACGCUAACUUGGGUUUAGUGAAAGCUCACAUGAAGUUAGGACAUGUAAACAGUGAGAGUGGUUUGCUUGAUGCAGCUGUUACAUCCUAUCUCGAGGCUCAAGAAAUUGCUGCUGAUCUUGGUCAGAUCAAAGAAGAAGCCAGCGCCUGUCUUAUGCUCGGCAAGACCUUCGAAGAAUUAAAGCAAGAGGAUAAAGCAAUAGAAUUCUAUUAUAAAGCCCUAGUGAUUAAUAAAGAAUUGAAAGAUGAAGAGACGCAAGUGACCGCUGAAAAGAGAUUAGGAAUUUUGUGUUUAAAAUUGGCAUCCGAUUGUAGUGAAGAUUGUGAUUAUGAGGGAGCGGUAAAAUGGUACGAAAAGAUGUUAAAUGUUUUUGGAACAGAGUCCAACAAUCAGCUCCUGCGGAAAAAGGCCCUUACUGGUUUGGGAGUUGCCUGGUUUCAUCUUGGGUAUACUGAAAAGGCGAUUGAUUCAAUUCAAGGAGCUCAAAAGUUUUCGAAAAAGGAAACAAGCAAAGGUAUUUAUUUCAUGUGAACUUUGAGAACAUAUUUAGGAUGAGAGACCAGGACAUAUUUUUAUUCAAAUAUGUCCCCGGUCUAAAUGUUUAAACUUGUCAAGGUUUUGCCUUAACUUGUUCCAGUUUAUGGCAAAACUGAAGACUGGAGUUAACUGCGAGGACAUGGAAUAUGCUCCAGUCCGAAUUUGAUGUUUUGAAAUGACAUCCCAUCCUCAUAAGCUAGCUUUAGCUAAUGAAUGUUGAUCAUGCAUAAAUUAUACUGUGCGCUAAUUAAACAUUCAGUUUAUUCUGCCAAGACAAACCUUUCCUAAAUUGAAAAUCAAUGAAUCGAUUUGUCCUUCAAUCCUUGGGCAAUGUCCAUUAUCGUGGAAAGACGGAUGAAAACAUGUAACCCGAGACCUUUAGGUUGCAGUUAAGUUAAUAAAAUAUUUUGUAGAUUCUGUAGAUGGUGAAGACGUUAAAAUUCCGCAAGAGUACAAAAGUUUGGUGGCGGAGAGAGUUUCGUCUUCGCCAAUACCAGGUGAAUAAUUAUAAUCACUUAAGCUAAUUUUUUACUAUUUACACACAUUCGAGAAGAACGUAUGCAUUGACAAUCAUCAAAUUUUGUUAAACAGUUACAGUAUAUUCAUAUACGAAUGAGACACUUAUGUGCUAUUUAAAAUACGAGCAGCAAUGUUUUAUCAGAUAUAAAGAUACGACGCAAAGCCGAGUAUCUUUAGGUCUGAUAAAACAUGCACUGCAUGCAUCUAGUAAGUUCAUUGGCGAAGUAAUUUUCAAAAACUACGUUGUGUAAGUCGAGAAAAUCAAAGUUAAAGUUUAUGUAAAUCAAGGCAACUCUAUCACAUAUAAAGAUACGACACGCUCAUGAGUUUUCUUUGUGAAUUAAUACUACAUGAAUUAUUGAAGUACUAGUCAGUAAAACAUGAGCAGCUGAUUUUUAUCUGAUAUACAAACUCGAGCCGAAGGCGAGAGUUUGUAUAUCAGAUAAAGAUCAGAUGAGAAUGUUUUAACGUGCUUAAAAAACGAUGUAAAUCAGGACAAAUCUUUAUCCGAUUUACAAACAUUGAUUAAACAUUCAUUUCUUUUGUAUUUUUUUCAUGAAUUAUUUAUGAGUUUUUUAAUGACUAAUGUUAUUCAAAAUAUGUUUUAGCGGAGUGGUUGAAAUCAUUUGAGGAAACCUGCAACCCAACCAAUACAGAAUGGUUACCAAAUGAAGACUUGGCUAGCUUGGAAAAACACAUCGAAGAAUUUUCCGCUUCCAUUGUGUAUACUCUUCCGCCAUCAAGUGAGGAGCCCUUGACGGAGAAAGUUCGCAAAUCCAUGACAGCAAAUGUUAAAUCGUCAGCUUGCAAAACUCUGUUGAGCCGAAAUAGAGAUAAAUUCGGUAAAAAUGAUGGGAAAUUUGUGGACGAUGAUCAACAAAUUUUGGACAUUGCAAGAGAUGACUUAUCGAAGAAUGCUGCAACUAAAAUUCCUGCAAGAUUGUUAGAAACUUUGAGUACUUACAUGAAAUCUGUUGGUCAAAUUUCAUGUGGAAGAAUUCGAGGAACGUGUUUCCUCGUGACUGACAAGUUUGUGAUAACUAACCAUCAUGUUGUUAGCAUGAUUAACGCGGAACGAAUCGAAGUUGGAGAUCACAGCUUGCCCAUAAUAGUUUCAUUUGAUUAUUUUUAUGCUCAACAAAGAGAACAUGUUGUCACUGUAGAAGUUGAUGAAGAACACGAUCCUCAAUGUGGGAAUCCAAACUUGGAUUAUAAAUUUUUAUGUUUAGAAGAAAAUGAAGGUCUUAAAGGUCGCGUUCCACUUGGUGAAAUGGUACGAAGUCGUCCGUUACAAGACGGUUUGGUUAUUAUCUUGGGUCAUCCAGAAGGAAACGAAAUGCACGAAGAAACAUGUGUCGUGGUAGCCAGUCACUCUUGGCGUGAGAAAUUGGCACAAAGGCAUGAGAAAAUUCAGCCAAGCCAAAGAGAUGACGGAGUUUCUGUCAGUUUGCACAUGACCAACGACGAUUUACUACGAAGGUAUCAUGACCGUCUUCCUUAUGAUACAAGUCUAUUUCAUGGUUCUAGUGGCUCUCCCGUUUUUGAUGUGAAUGGAAACAUCGUCGCGAUGCACACGCAAGGAUACACGCUGGACGUUGAGGGAAGAAGAUGUUGUUCUUUGAUGGAGUUCGGUGUCCAGUUCAGUGCAAUAUGCGAAGACUUGAGAAAACUUAACGUCGUUGAGCAAUUGUUUCCAAACUACAAGUUGGGUAUUGAUGAACAACGAAUGGAUGAAGAUUGAUUGUACUAGCCGUACAAGACGGUAAAAGGACUGACUCACUAAAAGCCAAUAUGAUAUUCAGUAUAUAGCAGUAGAAAAUCUAAGUAGCAAUAUAUAUGACUAAAUAUUUGAGUAAGUUUUUGAUUAACAAUUUCCAAAGUGAUUUAUGACGACAACUACUUCAGUUUUAUUCAUUUAUUUACUUUUGUACAGUACUACACAAUAAUGUUAUGUUGAAAUAUCACAAUCUUUUGUGCAGUACUACAUACACAAUGAUAUUACAGUAUGUUGAAUUGAUUUAAUCAUGUACAGUAUAUUUUGAUAGUUAAACUUGAUCAAUUUAUAAUUAUCUAUAAAGUAGAAUAAUUUAGAUACACGUCUACUUGUUUCGAUAAUAAACUAUUAUAGAUCAGAUAUUACUGGAGGUAGAUGGUUAAAAAUUUUCAAAAUGAUGAAUGAACGCAGCUCCUUCAGUUUUAUUUAACUCUGUACACGCACUUUCAACACCCUUCGUCAUCGAAGGGGGACCACAGCUGAACACGCCGAUUUUUGAAGCCUGAACAAGAAAUAUAUAUCGUAUAUAAACAUUACCGUCGGUAUACUUUAUUUCAAACACGGCUUUAAAGCUUUUGAUGGAGGAGCUUGUUCCCACUACAAUUUUGCAG